Topomyia yanbarensis is the source of this 1805-nucleotide messenger RNA. RefSeq lists its product as uncharacterized. NCBI's taxonomy places the organism in Eukaryota, Metazoa, Arthropoda, Insecta, Diptera, Culicidae. Gene Ontology annotation, molecular function: zinc ion binding. Gene Ontology annotation, cellular component: nucleus. The coding region runs from base 117 to 1085 and encodes 322 amino acids. The record is from RefSeq and is a predicted model, not a curated record. The transcript has 3 exons.
GUCCAGUUCGUGAACUGUCAAAACCAUUUUGUUUGUACACAUAUUUACGUCGUCUUCGUGAUAUAUUUUAAACAUUCCUACGAAUUUUAAUGCAUAUUUUAUGUUAAUACGCAACGAUGGACCCGCUAAUGUGUCGCCUCUGUCUUACGCCAAAUUCCGGCACUGUGGCCCUGUACAACCAACAAACCAUGGAACCGAACAUCCUGCUCAUCCAGAAGGUGGUCGAGUGUACCUCCAUUAAGUUAUCCGUAGCAGACGACUAUCCGUCGUCGGUAUGUUCCGACUGUAUACAGAAACUGAACGAGUGGUCCACGUUUAAGAUUCAGUGUAUAGUUAAUAAUGAUUUUUACCGCAAAAAGCAAUCCGAACUGCGUAAGCAGCUGCUUACCGAUACGCAACAAGCGACGGAGGUGGUCUGCUUGGAUGAUAGCGACGAUGAGCAGUUGCCACAAGUGAAGGAACCACCCCCGAAGAAGGCGAAGAUUGAGCAACAUGUUGUAAUUGACGAUGACGACUCCUCUUAUGAGCAUAGCCAACUCUUAAUGGGAACACGCGUCGCUAACAGCAAGUCACUCGACCCUACGCCCAUGUUUCGCGGAGAGGUUGGUGGUCAACGGGGCAGAGAUUGCUACGAGCAAGAAGACACCUCACUGGACGACUACGAGCUCAUUGAUGGGCAGGAAGUGGAGCCAUAUCCACUGGAUCAGCAGUACUCGAUGGAUAGUAGUGCCAUCCUUUCCUCGAUUCUGCUGGACGACGAUGAAAGCAGCAGCUCUCUGGUGGAGGAAGCCGAACCCGGUUUGUAUGAAAAGGAUCUAUUUGGGUGCACUUUCUGCAAACGUCGAUACUCCUCCGAGCGGAAGCUGAGGACACACGAAAAGUUGCACCAGGAAAACCGUAUGAAGUGCUUCGUUUGUGGUAAGUGGAUCGUCCUGCAGAUGGUGCGACAUUUGCGAUCACAGCACCCGGGGCAGUCGUUCCCGGAGCCAGUACGCUGCUGGCACAGUAAGUGCGUCCACUCGCCGGUGCUAUACCACGACGUUGAUCAACUGCUUGCCCACAUGGAAACUAAACGGCGAAAGUAGACGUGGGAAGCUGUGUUCAGGCCUGGCCUGGUCUGUUAGUAUUAUCUGCCUGCAAUUUCGAAUACUCGCGCUUAACCGGGUAUCGGUUACUGUGCAAUCCUUUUUUUUACAGACAUACAAACUGUAGAAUUACGUUAAAAAUCUUGCCAGCCGUGGCAAGUGUAAACAAUAAAAUAUAUAUAGACUAUUAAGCAAGACAGUAUUGAACCUGAAGCUGAAAGAUACGAAGACUGUUCUAGGAAAUCGAUUGCUAUCAAUCAGUCUCUUAUCUGCAAACACCACGCGAUUUUUGCUUGAAGCGGUAGGUCGCAAAGCUGGUACUAUUCGGGGAGCGGGGAACCACUACAAAAGUUGGAUCUUAUCGCACACUCGGCCGUUGAUAACCCUAUCUCGUUCAGAGAAAAUUGCCUAAUCGUGGUUAGAGAACAAGCUAAAAUCUAGGUACCAGUUACUAGUGGCGGCCGCGGUUUGUAAUUUUGCCAUCGACUUUUUGACUCAACAAACCGAGUUUGGAUAGAGGACUUGGGAAUUGCAAUAAACAUAGGAAUUAGGCAAUUUUUAAAUUGGAAAUCGCAUGUACGUCAGCGUUAGGGCAAACAAGAACAUUCUGUUAAUCGAUAACAUAUGCGUCGUUGCCGCAAACUUGAUUUUUUUUCAAUUUAAUUUCCUAAUAAAGUAAUUUAAUCAUAAGAAUAUAAAAUAUUCAGAAAAUGCAAUAAA